AUGAACAAGUAUAAUAAAACAUAUCUGAAACUAUUUAGAAGAGGUUCUAAAUCUAAUUAUAAGAAGAGGUUCUCCAAGAAAGCUAAAGUUGCAGCAGUUACCACCACUGUGGUUGCUCUUGUAUGCUUAGUAGCCACUCUUUGUUACUAUGCAUCUUCCAAUAAUUACAUAUUUUCAGGUUAUUUCGUAGCAAAUCAAAACCCUCCAUCCAUCAACACAAACAUACACAAACAACAAGAAUAUCCACUUAGAUGCACCAAAGGGAACACGACUGAGACACAAACAUGUCCAAGAGACUACUACCCUACAAAACAUAACCCAACAAAUCAAAAUAGCAAUGUUUGUCCCUCGUACUUUAGAUGGAUCCAUGAAGAUCUAAAGCCAUGGAAAGAUAAAGGGAUCACAAGAGAAAUGCUCGAAGGAGGGAGAAGAACAGCGAACUUUAAGGCUGUGAUUGUGGAUGGAAAAUUGUAUGUGGAGAAGUAUAUGAAAUCAUUUCACACAAGAGAUGUGUUCACUUUGUGGAGUAUUGUGCAACUGUUAAGGUUGUAUCCUGGCAAGUUACCUGAUUUAGAACUAAUGUUCGAUUGCGAAGAUAGGCCUGUUAUUCGGUCGGAUAAGUUUCAAGGCCCGAAUGCUUCACCACCACCUUUGUUUGGAUAUUGUUCGGAUCAAUCGAGUUUGGAUAUCGUUUUUCCUGAUUGGUCUUUUUGGGGAUGGGCUGAGAUAAAUAUAAAGCCAUGGAAUGGAAUCAUGAAAGAUAUAAAAGAAGGGAACAAAAGGACCAAAUGGAAGGAUAGAGUGCCAUAUGCUUAUUGGAAAGGGAACCCUACAGUUGCUGCAACAAGGAACGAUCUUCUGACAUGCAAUGUUACAUCAGAAAAUGAUUGGAAGAAUCACCUAUACAUACAAGACUGGGCAAAAGAAACCAAUGAAGGUUACAAAGAAUCCAACUUAGCAAAUCAAUGUACUCAUAGGUACAAGAUAUACAUAGAAGGAAUUGCUUGGUCUGUCAGUGAGAAAUACAUUUUGGCAUGUGAUUCCAUGACAUUAUAUGUAAGACCCAAUUACUAUGAUUUUUUCAUGAGAGGCAUGGUUCCAUUACAACACUAUUGGCCCAUUAGAGACAAUACUAAAUGUACAUCUCUUAAGUUUGCUGUAGAAUGGGGCAACAAUCAUGUUGAUAAGGCACAAGCAAUAGGAAAAGUUGCUAGCAAAUUCAUGCAAGAGGAUUUAGCCAUGAACAAUAUAUAUGAUUACAUGUUCCAUCUUCUUAAUGGAUAUGCAAAGCUUUUAAGGUUCAAACCAACUAUACCUUUAGGAGCUGAGGAACUUUGUGCUGAAACAAUGGCAUGUGAUUAUGAUGGUACACAUAGGAAGUUCAUGGAAGAUUCAAUGGUGAUGUCUCCUAGUGAUUCAAGUCCAUGCACCAUUCCUCCUCCAUAUGAUUCUUUGACUAUACAAGAAAUUUUAGAGAGAAAAGCUAAUUCAACAAGACAAGUAGAAAUUUGGGAAGAUGAAUAUUGGCAGAAUAAAAAUAAUGGACAUAGUAUUGCCUAA
Messenger RNA from Vicia faba (fava bean), 1560 nucleotides. The record is from the annotation of a GenBank genome assembly. Lineage: Eukaryota; Viridiplantae; Streptophyta; Magnoliopsida; Fabales; Fabaceae.